Messenger RNA from Anastrepha ludens (Mexican fruit fly), 3138 nucleotides. It is a transcript of the gene Snrk, whose product is annotated as SNF-related serine/threonine-protein kinase. The record is from RefSeq and is a predicted model, not a curated record. The coding region runs from base 508 to 2988 and encodes 826 amino acids. Gene Ontology annotation, cellular component: cytoplasm. Gene Ontology annotation, molecular function: ATP binding; tau-protein kinase activity; protein serine/threonine kinase activity. NCBI's taxonomy places the organism in Eukaryota, Metazoa, Arthropoda, Insecta, Diptera, Tephritidae. Gene Ontology annotation, biological process: microtubule cytoskeleton organization; intracellular signal transduction; protein phosphorylation. The transcript is spliced from 8 exons.
UGGCAUCUUCCAUAGCAAAUGCAUUUGGCACAGCCAGAGCCCAUCGCAUACAGAUAUUAGAUCCAGUGAAGAAUUCAGGAAACAUUUCGUUAUUAAUAAAUAACAUUCACUGAAGUGUGAAUUGGCUCUAUGAGUUUAUAUGGGGAAAACAACGAUAAGUGUUUAAUUCCGUCAGAAAGUCCAGUUUUUUACUGGGCCACCACAGACGUAUACAUAAGUUACAGUUGCGCAUCCUCGAAUUUGUUUGCUUUAUUGCCGUUGAUCCGCUAUCGCAUGAGUUAAAAAAACUCUAAUAAACUACAGUUCUCGCGAUAUAUUGGUUAAUUAAUUGGAUAAGGAUCAGAAUCGUAAGAUAAAAACAGGACCUUUGUAACAUGUCUAGUUUUUGCAUUUAAUCCAAAUGAGGUAAGCAUUUCGUGCUGGCUGUGUGCCUUCGCCCGUUUUGCUACGUCUAUUGUGCCUAAAUAACACGCCAGCUGCGAUAAAGAUUGUUGAGUUAAUUUGCGGAUGCAUUUUGACGAAAGUAUGGCGUUUGGAGCAUCAACAACAUCAAUUCAAUCCAUGAGCAUUGGUGGCGGUAGUUCCUACGAUGGGAAAAUAGCUGGAUUGUAUGAUUUGGAAGAAACAUUAGGUUCUGGGCACUUUGCUGUAGUAAAAUUGGCUCGACAUGUAUUUACAGGUGCUAAAGUAGCUGUUAAAGUAGUGGACAAGACAAAGUUGGAUGACGUUUCUAAAGCUCAUUUAUUUCAAGAAGUGCGGUGCAUGAAACUGGUGCAGCAUCCAAAUGUAGUACGACUAUAUGAGGUCAUUGACACACCAACAAAACUCUACUUGGUGUUAGAAUUAGGUGAUGGUGGCGAUCUAUAUGAUUACAUAAUGAAACAUGAAGGAGGCCUGAGCGAAGAAUUUGCUCGAAAAUACUUUAAACAAAUAUUAAGGGCUAUCACCUAUUGUCAUCAACUGCAUGUUGUUCACAGAGACCUGAAACCAGAAAACGUAGUGUUUUUUGAAAAAAUUGGUGUAGUUAAGUUGACUGACUUUGGAUUUAGCAACAAGUUUUCCCCGGGUCAGAAGCUGGAAACUUUUUGCGGUAGUUUGGCUUAUUCUGCGCCAGAAAUACUUUUAGGCGAUUCUUAUGAUGCACCAGCAGUUGAUAUAUGGUCAUUGGGCGUAAUUCUAUAUAUGCUAGUUUGUGGUCAACCACCUUUUGAAAAAGCUAAUGAUUCAGAGACGCUAACCAUGAUUAUGGACUGCAAAUAUACGGUACCCCCACAAAUAUCUCAGAACUGCAAACAGUUAAUUAGCUCAAUGCUAGUGCGUGACCCAAAAAAUCGAGCUACGUUGGAACAGAUCGCGGCGCACCCCUGGAUAAAUGAAAUCUCUGAGUUUGAUGCAACUGAUAGUUUUCCAUUGAUAAGCCGACAGCAGCUCAGUGAUGAAGAUCAUGCCUUCAUUGUACAGAAAAUGAUUAAUGGAAAUAUCGCCUCAAAAGAAGAGAUUUUGCAGGCGUUAGAUAAAAACAAGUACAAUCACAUCACGGCGACAUAUUUCCUUUUGGCAGAGCUAAAACUUCGGAAGCGACGCGAAGAACAAUAUCCCAAAAAACACGCACCUAUUCUCUUACCAGAUGUGGUUACGACGAAGUCUAACCUAUCAGAUAUAAAGCGCGGGCAGAUACCAGAUAUCAAGAUAAAAUCUACAGAUUCGAAUAAAAUCAUAUUGCCCAUAAAUAUGGUAACCCGACCUGCAACCGAAUCUAAAACGGAUAAACGUAGCAGAAAGUGUAGUAUUGUUCGAGAAGAGGACGAAGACGAGUCGGGUUAUGAGAACACAAAUGAUACCAAUGAGUUACGUAUAGCUGUUACACGGCGUGAAUCAAUAUCAGAUGGUCGUUUGAAUUGUGUUGUUCAAGAGCGAACAAAAUCAAACACUAUAACGCAAAUAGAUGAUCGUGAAAAAAUGACUGCAUCGGUUGAUGCUACUUUAGUCCAUAAGCUUAACCAAAUCGAAAAUCAUGCCGUCUGUGAUACAAAUGUGACAAAAGGCGCAGUAAAUCAUAGCACCGGUAAAUUAGUAACAGUGGAUGACGCAGUGAGGGGAAUGAAAGACCUCGAAAUAGGGAAAUUAAAUCCCUUGCCAAUGAGUAACAAAAACCCGGUACUGACUCAUAGACGUAGUAAACUAAGCAAAAUUCGAACACCAUCAUGCAGUAGCUCCGAGGCAUCAGACGAUGAUACUAAGGCGCGCAGCAAGAAAAAAAUGAAUAAAUUUGUUGGUGACACUCCAACAAGAUUUCGCAUGCAUCGGCGAGAUUCUCACGAUGACUCAAGUGAUUCGCAAGAUCAGUCUUGUCCUCCAUCUGGAUCCCAAAUACCACCGGGGCAUUUAGUUGCCGGCAGUAACUCUAACGGGAGCGGCAAAAAAGAAAACCAAAAACACAGUAAAGAGCAACAUAAAACCGAUGACACGCGGAAAAAUUGCAAUUCGCAUACUGAACGGCACAAGAAACAGCAAAAAGAUGACAAGGAGAAAAAUACUCGCAUCGGUAAUAGUUUAAAAUCAGAAUCGCUAAUGUGCGGUACAGGGCGCCGUCGUGUUCGAGAGAGCCAGUCGCUGGAUCGCAUAACCGAGGCACAAGAAUAUGAAUUUCGUCAAAAGUGUCUUACAUCUGAUCUGCAAAUCGAUCUAAGGAAUUCGUUAUUUAAUCUUAAUUCAUUUACGGUUGCAGAAACUAAGGAAGAAUAUGACGAGGAAGCCGUUUCUAUUGAAUCAGACAAAUUGAAAAACAAUUGCAUUUUCGCAGCAGACAACUCAAUUCAUAUAAAACGUGGAAGCAUUUGUGAAUUGAAUUCAAUAGAAGAUAUUGACCUAAUUCUAGAAGAAAAAAGUCUAACAAAAGCAAUGCAAAUUACUGGCUCAAAAUGUUUUGUUACGAUGAAGAAGAUUCGUAAGCUAGGCAAAUACUUUCCCGUAGUAAAUUUUUCUUAAUACCAUAUGUGUCAACAGAACAACUACUCACACAGAGGCAGAAUUCAUGAAAAAUAUAAAUAGAUAUUUUAAUUAAAUUAAUUCAAACCUUAAAUUAUAAUCUAAUAUUCAAUGCAAUAUUCUUAGUAAUUAUAAAUAAAUCGCAACAAA